Molecule: messenger RNA, 3982 nt
Organism: Coregonus sp. 'balchen'
Lineage: Eukaryota; Metazoa; Chordata; Actinopteri; Salmoniformes; Salmonidae
Source: the annotation of a GenBank genome assembly
AACGUGACCGCAUGUUCUGUGUACAGGUAGAAGAGAUACAAUAAAUAUUUUUUUUGUACCUCAUGGCUUCUGUCAGUGACCUGCACGCACGACGAGAUGAAAAGAAUAAUACACGCACUCUGUUUAACUCAGAAGGCGUUUAUGAAGCAGCAGAAGAUAAUUCAUCCCAGAUCAUUCUGGAGACCCCAGAUCCUGAUAUCGUCAAAACAAUUUCACAUUAUUUCGAGGCUGCUCUCAGUGGGCAGAAAUAUGUGGUAUCCCACCCCGUCACAGACCAUGGUACUGAGUCUUCAGCAGACAGGUAAGCACACAUGGAAAUAUUAACCCUGAUGAAUUGGUUAAAAGUCAGUGCUGUGCCCUCAGCAGUGCUUCUUUAUAAAUGUGUGAAGCAUUCAGAAUAGAUUCCGAUAGCUAGCUUAUUACAAUGUAGAGAAAUGUAAAUGUAAUUAACAUUACAAUUCACACAACCAAAAGUGUGAAUAAUGCAAUAUUUGCCUUUGCUCACACAUAUUAAUGUAUCAGCAGUGAUUCAGGGGACAGCCUGUUCAUAACUCAAGUGCCAGUGUCUGAGGUGGUGAGGUCUGUGAGAAGAUGUCACUCAAAGGAGAGGUCAGAGUUCACAUGUACCAUAGAAUCAGGGGAGGAAGAUGGACCUGCCACUCCCCAAAGGAAGCAGCAGGUCUCACCUGCAAUGAAACAUCACAAGAGGAAAGCAGAGAAGCAUGGCCUGAAAAAGUACUCCUUUCCCUUCCUGGGGAGCAUUUACAGAAGUAAACACCUAUCUAGUAGAGAAAGGGCUUACAGAAACACACACCUACCACUAUUAAAGAGUGUGACCUUCGCGGUAAGUAGGCAGCACUCCUUGUGUCAAAUUCCUAUUGUUAAAAAAAAUCUGCCAUAAAAUAAAACAGAAGUCCAGCUUCUGAUACUUAUAAUUUGGAUCAUAUAUAGGCCUAAUGUAUUUGUGGGUAACUAAUGUGUCAUAUGCUUCUAAAUGUUUUCUCAGUCUCACUGACAUUAAAUCCCUUUUUGUUUCCAAUAGAGUAAGGCAAUUGGAGGCUUUUUUAGAUGUGUCAAAACACUGAAGAAGUUCUCUAAAGGAAAAGUGACUUUAGCCUCAGCUUUACCAAAUAGAUAUCUGGAUGAGGAAGGUGAACUAUCUCCACUGUCAGAGUAAGUUUUCUACAGCUCUCAAUUUUGAAAUAAGAAAAGGUUAUAAUUGCUGGAGAUGGUCAGUGCUCUUUUGGUAGAUUUGAGCUGUGAAACAGAGGGCAGACCACAUUUCUUCCUUUGAGCUUCUUUAUAAUGAUUGUAUAUUUCUGAGGUGUAUAAUGCUGGGUCUUUCUUUGGACCUACAGACAGGAGGAGGAAUCUAAAGGUAGUGAUGAUGACAUCAGAGUGGUGGUGAGUAUGAUCAAAUAAUCGUACAUUUUAUCUAGGCUCUUUUUCUCAUAGCAUCAUAUGAGUCAAUGAUUUGGCAUUUAACGUCUGGCAGUACAUUUAUCAAAACAUUUAUUUCUUACAGGAAAAUGAACUUUUAACGCCAUUUCUGAAAAAGAAAAAAAGGCAAACUUGGCGUCAUCCAUUAUCUGAAGCUGAAAAGCAAUGCAGAAAGUUUUCAUCUGUAAGCAAAUACUUCACCACCAAGACAAAGAAACAGAGCACAAAGAAAACACAACACCUCCCUCAUGUCAAACAAACUCUUUCCUUGGUUUCCAAAAUGAUUAAAGACACAACAUCAAAGCGGAGUGUUGCUGGAUCACGGCGAAUCAUACCUGAGAAAUGUAACAUGGCAGAAGAGGAGACUAACCCAGAGUCAGUCAAUUGCGUUAGGAGAUGUUCAUCUGGUAGGAGUUUGGUCCGCAAUGAAACUGAUGCAGAAGAACCUGGGAUACAAUUAGCUGACAAUACAGAUGGACAGGAAGAGAACGACAACAUGGACAUUUCAUUGACAGAAUGGAAGACAAUGCUGAAUAUCGGAUUUGUCAGUGAGGAAGGAGAGAGGAGUAGAAUAGACCAGGCAGUGGACAUAAUGAGUUCACCAAUUAAUGAAGUGCAGGAAAGUGAAGGAAGCUGUUUGGAGAGGACCCAAGUGAACAGAGCCAUGACCUCCAGUGUGACUGGACCUUGCCCUGAUCGUGACCAUCAGAACCAGACAAGAGAAACAGAGGCUGAUCCUGGAAUUAAAGGUCACAACCCCCCUUCAACAGAUCUAGAGCUCACAAAUUACUGUACAAAUGUUGAUGCUGGGGGAGACGAUGAACAGAAGGGAAAGAAGAGGAAGAAAAAGAACAGGAAAAGAGAGAGAGGAGAUGAUGAAAGUAUAGAGGACCGAGUUGGGCAGAAUCAUAGCCAAGAGGCUCCAGAUGAUCAGGAACUAGUCACCUGUGUGAGUACAGGCACCAUACAGGGAGGAGAGGCUACUGAGAUAACCCAGGAUAACAAGGCAGAGCAUUCCGUGUCUGGUGAAAUGAUUAUGCCACGUAAAAAGAAGAGAAAAAAGGAGAGGAGGGAGUCACCAUGCCAGGCUGAUACAGAUAUAGGGCUAAGACAGGAAGAGAACGCCAAGCUAUCAUCCCAUGCUGGAGGUGGUGCUAUAGUUCAGACUGAUGACAUAGAACUGAAGAAAAUAAAGAAAAAGGAUAAGAAUUCCACAGCACAUGCCAUCCCGGAGGAAGGACCAGAAAAAGAACAUUUUCAGAACUUGAGUUUAGAAUCACAGUUAGAUGAGGUAAUAGGACCCCAAAAGGGAACAAACAUUUCAACCCUCCCUCAAGAUACUGUCACAAACCUACAGGUAAACACUACUGAGAUAAGACAGAAAACAAUUGAGUGCUCUAUAGUCCAACUUACUGAAUUUGUAGCCCAGAGAAAGAAGUAUAAAACCAUGGCACCUAUAGAGAAUUCUUUGACACGGAGUGAUGGCACAGUUUCUUUUAGGAAGAAGAAAAAGGCAAAGAAAGAUUGGGAUUCCUUCUGCAGCAAUGAAAUGGCUGGGAAUGAUACUGAAAUUCCUCUGUCUACAAGUACUUUAUCUCAAUCUGGUGAAAUCGAUACACUGGAGAAGAAAAAACACAAACGAGAUAAGAAACAGAAUUCUGACACACAUGAAGAUUCUGAGACCAGACCCAAAGAGAAUGUUAAGACCCAUGAGCGGUCUGAAGACAUGUUCACGGAGAAGAAGAGGAAAAAGAAGAAGAGGAGGAGAUCUUCAACUGACGAGGGCGCCAUUGUUCAACAACAAGAGGAUAAUACUCCAAAAUUCCAUGUCACCCUCAAGAGUUCUGUGUCUGAAUCCAUUGACACUGUGCCACCAAGAAAGAAGGAGAAGAAAGAUAAAGAUAGGGAUUUAGUAACUCCUUUGAGCGCAGAGGAGAGCCAUCAAAAGGACAACAUACCACCUGAAACAGAUGAGAUCACUAGCCCAAGAAAGCUGAAGAAAAAAAAGCGAGAUGGGUCUAAAGACACUUGUUCUGUCAUACACAAGGAUACAGCAGCUCCACUGGAAAAAGAGAGUAUUGGCAUAUCUUUGGAGGGAUGUGAGAGUUUUGCUUUGACACCAGAUUACAUGGUUUCUCAGAGAAAAACAAAGAAAAAUAAGAAUUCCCUCACCCAACAUGAUCCUGAGGAAAGACUGAAAAAUGAUGCAACUAAAAUAUCUCAGAGGAUGAGCGCAGCUGUUAAAAAUUCUAGACCGGAAGAGAAAAAAGAGAUAGUUACAACUGAAGUGAGACUUGAAGCUGAAAGUGCCUUUAUAUCCUCCAAGAGGAAGAGGAAAAAGACAAAGAGGAGGAAAUCCACUGAUAACGAAGCACCAGAGGUAGGACAUCAAGAUAAUGAUAACACUGCAAUAUUAAUUGAAACGACUCAGAGUUCUAUCACCCAAUACACAGAAACAGAGUCACAGAAAAAGAAGAAGAAGAAGAAGAAGAAAAAUAGAAAAACUAACAAGGAAUCAGUUGCCCCGGAGGGCACAGAUUGA